AAAAUUCAGGUAAACACAAAAGAGUCAAGACACAAGCUUAUAAGCUGAAACCUUAUAUAUACAUAUGUGAAGCAACACCAACCAAAGUGUAUAAUAUUCUUCAACUUAUAACUUCAAAACCUUUCUUUCAAAGUUCUAAAUUUGAUAAUACAAAAACUAUCUUCAUUCUUUAAUUAUGACAUCCAUGAAAAGAAGCAGAGAAGAUGAUAUGCAAAUUGAAGCAGAGGCCUUGGCUAAUUGCGCCUUGAUGCUUUUGUCUCGUUUCAACAAGAACAAUACUUAUACAUCAACAGAUCAUCAUCAUAUUAAUGAUUUUGAAUGUAAAACUUGUAAUAAACACUUUCCAUCUUUUCAAGCACUAGGCGGACAUUGUGCAAGUCAUAAGAAACAACCAAGAUUACUCGGAGAGUUUGUUGUUCAAACCAACAAAAAGAAUAAGAUGCAUAAAUGCUCUAUUUGUGAUAUGGAAUUUUCUUUGGGUCAAGCAUUAGGCGGACAUAUGAGGCGUCAUCGCGAUGAAAUUAAUAAAAAGUCGACGAUGAUAUCAGUAUUGAAGAAGUCAAAUAGCAAAAAGAGGAUUUUUUGUUCGGACUUAAACUUAACCCCUCGUGAACAUGAUAAUGUUGAUGAUUUCAAGUUAUGGUCAACAACACCAAUUGCAUCUCCUGUUUUGAGAAUUUUUAUUUAAUUAGGUCAUUUCAGAUAUUUUGCAUUUAUUUUUGUUGUAUAUAAUCCUUAAUUAGUUUGUUGAUUUUUUUACUUCAUAAGCUAUAUACUUUUUUCCUCGUUUUAA
This is a messenger RNA of Solanum dulcamara, 793 nucleotides long. Its product is annotated as zinc finger protein ZAT11-like. Bases 176 to 688 code for a protein of 170 amino acids. Lineage: Eukaryota; Viridiplantae; Streptophyta; Magnoliopsida; Solanales; Solanaceae. The transcript has a single exon. The record is from RefSeq and is a predicted model, not a curated record.